AUGAACCUCAACUUCACCUCCCCUCUACACCCGGCGUCUUCUCAGAGGCCCACGUCCUUCUUCAUUGAGGACAUCCUGCUGCACAAGCCCAAGCCGCUAAGGGAGAUGGCCCCUGACCACUUCGCCAGCUCUCUGGCCUCCCGGGUGCCUCUCCUAGACUAUGGCUACCCCCUCAUGCCCACACCCACCCUCCUGGCUCCUCACCCUCAUCACCCUCUGCAUAAGGGAGACCACCACCACCCUUACUUCCUUACCACCUCAGGGGUGCCGGUGCCGGCGCUGUUCCCGCACCCCCAGCACAGCGAGCUGCCGGGCAAGCACUGCCGCCGCCGCAAAGCUCGAACGGUUUUCUCAGACUCGCAGCUUUCCGGCCUGGAGAAAAGAUUCGAGAUCCAGCGUUACCUGUCCACGCCAGAGCGGGUGGAGCUGGCCACGGCCCUCAGCCUGUCCGAGACGCAGGUGAAAACAUGGUUCCAGAACCGGCGGAUGAAGCAUAAAAAGCAGCUGAGAAAAACUCAGGAUGAACCCAAAGCGCCGGAUGGGCUGGAGAGCCCCGAAGGCAGCCCUCGCGGCCCGGAGGCCGCAUCUGCCGCGGCUCGGCUGGGCCUGCCCGCCGGCCCCUUCGUGCUCACCGAGCCCGAGGACGAGGUGGACAUAGGGGACGAGGGGGAGAUCGGCUCUGGGCCGCACGCGCUCUGA
Molecule: messenger RNA, 699 nt
Organism: Hyaena hyaena (striped hyena)
Lineage: Eukaryota; Metazoa; Chordata; Mammalia; Carnivora; Hyaenidae
Gene: BSX
Product: brain specific homeobox
Exons: 3
Coding region: 1-699 (232 amino acids)
Biological process (GO): regulation of DNA-templated transcription
Molecular function (GO): DNA-binding transcription factor activity, RNA polymerase II-specific; DNA binding
Source: RefSeq, a predicted model, not a curated record